This is a messenger RNA of Camelina sativa (false flax), 955 nucleotides long. The record is from RefSeq and is a predicted model, not a curated record. Lineage: Eukaryota; Viridiplantae; Streptophyta; Magnoliopsida; Brassicales; Brassicaceae.
AAUCGAGGGUUCCAGAAGAAAGAGGGGAGAAAUUGGAAACUAGGGUUCUUCUGUUGAAGGCAAAAAAAAAAAAAAAAAANAAAACUCUAGAUCCGUGAGGAGCGAUGGGGGAGGUUAACGUAGACGGUGAGAUUCCACAUUUUUAUUUGAUUAAGCUGGGACCUGUGUCUCUGAGUUAUGAGUUUGGUUCUUUUCCUAAGAAUCUGAUUCCUCCGCAUAUUCGAUGGGACGAGAAGAAAGAGCCCAAGUACACGACACUGCAAGAGUUUUUUUUGAUAAAAAGACAAAUCAGGAAGAGCAAGGGAUUCGACAUCGAUUUCACACAGUUCCGCUCUGUUUUCAAUUACCGGCCUGUUAAUUUCGACAGUAAAGAGUUUGCUAAGCCGCCAGAGACCACUAGGGAGUUACUCAAGAGGCUGUCUCAAAAAUCCCUUAACAAGUACAACAAUGAAUGGUUUACGGAAUAUGAAUUUCUCAAUAUUGUCAAAGCCAAUUAUUACAUGUGUUCUGGUUUAAUGUUCUUCAUUACCUUUGAGGUUAGAGAUCCUUACGACAACCUGCCCAAGCUCUUCCAAACUAGUGUCUACUACUAUUAUGAGGAUGAGGAUCAGUACAUAUUAACCAGACCUAAACCCAAACAAAAUGUCAAAUGCGUUGGAACUGCCAAGACACAAAAAAGAUUGGCAUAGAAAGCUUAUGCAGUAUGCAAUGGUUGGGUGGUGGUGAGCACAAGUAGUGUUUGGAAUGUUAGAUAUUAUUGCAGAAUUGUUCUUAAUAAUAUAAUAUGAUAUCGUUAUGAUGACUGAACUUUCUAUUCAGAUUCGUGUAGUGGCUUGCUUUUGAACUUUUCCAAUCAGAUUCGUGUAAUAGGCAUGCUUCUUGUAACCUCUCUUUUGUAGACAUUGUUCUUAUUAUCCGUAUGCAACCUUGUAUGUUGUAUCAGAUUUCACUUUAA